AUGGUUAUGUCUUUUGCUAAUGUUCAGAUUCAUGAAGGAGACGGUCUAUCAGACCGUGUAUGCACGUCUUGCAUUGAAAACUUAAGUACAGCUUACUUAUUUAAACUCCAAUGCGAACGUAUUGAUGUCUUAUUACGAAAAUUCCCCGAUAUUCAAGUUGAAAAACCAGCUAUUGCUGAUUAUAAUGACUUAUAUAAACAAGAACUUCAGAUGCACACAGUAUAUGUUAACGAAGAAAAUGAUGAAAAUUUAGUAAAAGCAAGUUGUCGAUUAGACAGACAACUGAGCCCUUGCUAUGAAACUAGUGAUGAGACUGAUAGUGAUAUUGAUUCAGUUAAAUGUGUGUACUGUAAUCAGUCAUACAGUAACUAUGGAGCCCAUACUUGCCAUGUUACUUGUACAAUUGAGCAUAAUCAGCUACAACAAUCUAGUAGUAAUGAAACUCUAGUUGCUGCAGAUGCCACAUCUGUGUCACCAGCUAAGUCUUCCAAACCAACAUCACCCACAACAAGUGCUUCUGACUAUAUUAAUGUUUCAUGUGUUCUUUGCGAUGAAAAAUAUGAUGGAUAUGAGGAUUAUAAGAUGCAUUUAAAUAAGUGCACAAAUAAUGUAAAACUUCAUUACUUUGUAUGUCCAGUGUGUCAUGAAAUGUUUACAGAUAAAUUAGCUUAUCUAGAACAUUUAAAAAUGUUUCAUUUUAAAGUAAAUGAUGAUACACUAAGUGACCCUGGUAUAGAUUGUGUUGAUUUUGCUCCAAUAAUAGUCAAAACAAGGAAGCCCAAAGCUGUAAGACGCCAGAUAGGUUGGUCCACUGAAGAUAUUUAUCAGGAGAUAGAAUGUCAAAAAAUUGAACAGAAGCCAACUCCGACAUCCAGUCCUUUAAAAAAUUUCUUUUCUAAAUUAGGGAAUGAAUCUUUCAGCACCAGCAGUAAACAAAGUACACCUAAGAAGGUGAGCUUUCGUAAAUUUAUUGAAAAUGGGAAGGCAAAAACAGCUGUAUAUUUACCAUUUCGAAAAUAUAUUCAAAACUAUAAGCUCAAGAAGAAGGUCACUAACUAUAGCCCAAUAAACUCAAAGACUCAACAAGUCACAAGCAGAAUACAAGCAUGUCUUCCUGAAGAUGUAUCUGAUAGUGACUAUCACUCCCCAAGUGGCACAUCAGAAGAAUCAUGGAAGAUGAAGCAAAAUUUAAUCUGCGCAUGCGAUAAAAAAAUAUUCAUGCUUUCAGAACAAAUUCAUGAUCGUGAAAGAAUUGUUGCAAUGAUCAAUGAACUUGGUGGAGUAGUGGCAGAGAACACAAAAAUGGAAAUGCUUGCAACACAUUUUAUAUCAGUCUUGCCUAAUGAUACUUUGACUGGUAUGAUGGUAUGUUGUUUAGCAACUGGAAAGUGGCUUCUUCAUAUUAGUUUCAUAUAUGACAGUUUUCGAUGCAAAAAAUUUUUACAGGAAGAAAUGUAUGAAUGGAUGAGACACCCAAAAAUAGUAGAAAUUGAUAAUACAAGUGUAGAAGUAGCGAAAGCAGCCGUGUACUGGCAUUCAGAGCUUCAGACAAAACAAGCUACAUUUCCAUUUGAAGGAAAGCAGGUUAUACUUAUAAUGAAGAAAAAAUACAGGCAGUAUUAUCAAAUGAUAUUUAAAACUCUAAAGGCAAAACCCGUGACUUACGAUCCUAGAACGCCAGGCAGCUGUUGUUCAGCAGAUUAUUGUUUUGUGGACAUGAAAAUAAUAGAAAGAGUUAAAUUACGCUUUUUCUUCUAUCAUAAUGUACCAGUUUUUCCGUACCAGUACAUAUUAGUAUAUCUGCUCAAGAGAGGACAUGUUGAAGAUGAACAUAAAUAUUUACUACAAGACUGUAAUAAAAUAAAUGAUAAAGAUUUCUUUCUUAACAAUACUUAU
Molecule: messenger RNA, 1896 nt
Organism: Brenthis ino (lesser marbled fritillary)
Lineage: Eukaryota; Metazoa; Arthropoda; Insecta; Lepidoptera; Nymphalidae
Source: the annotation of a GenBank genome assembly